This is a messenger RNA of Didymodactylos carnosus, 711 nucleotides long. The record is from the annotation of a GenBank genome assembly. Lineage: Eukaryota; Metazoa; Rotifera; Eurotatoria; Philodinida; Philodinidae.
AUGGAAAAAUACAUAAUGAAUAUUAUGUGUAUCGAUGUGAAAAAGAAUUAUUUUCUAAAUGAAUACAAAGCAAUGUAUACGACAGAUGUUAUUGAACCAAACCGAGCUAAAUUGAAGCGGAUGAGUAAUGAUAAUCCACUGUAUGGACUCGUACAAGAAUAUACAAUAAAACCAAGUGAUCUGUUGAAACAACUGAUUGAAUUGUGUACAACAAAGAUCACAAUCGACAGAAAUUACGUUAUCAAGGAUGUACUCUUGGGUGAUCGCCAAUCAUUUAUUUCACCACUUCUAUCCGAACCUUGUUUCAAAGGUACGCAGAUUCAUCAAACUGUCAUCAAUCUACUGCUCGUAAUCGUUACGUCAUGGUCACAGGAUGGUAUGAAAUACGAUGAUUUACAAAGAGUGUUACGUUACAAUCAUAAUCAAAAGAUGAAUUUCGAUAAAGUUUGGGAUUAUCUGAAUAUGCAUGCCACAGAGAAGAUGAAUAUUGAUCAGUUGAUCGAAAGUACAACAAUAGAAAUGAAUACUAAAAUGAAAAUAAUCAAUAUAAUUGAUACAUGUCUCAAGCUGUAUUGUUCCAACUCAAAUGACAUAGAAAAAUACGAAUCAGCCUUGAACGAUGUAACCACACAACUGAAUGCCCGAUCGAUUCGAUCCGUGAAAAUACCCGAUGGUCUAAUGCAAAUGCUGCUGUUUGCUAAUUUGCAUUAG